AUGUCUCAGCCUCAUCCUCUUAUUCCUCUGUCAGUUGACGAGACAAAUCUGGCCCGCGAUGUCAUUCGGGCUGCGUAUCCUCAGAAUGUCCUCAAGUUCCGGGUGAUUUACCUUGAGGAGCCUGCGAAGGAGGUCCUUGCUCCUUAUCUCGAUCUUGAACAUGCUGGCAAGGUUACCAGCUCUACACCCAGACCUGCUCGUGAAGCGCGAGUUCAUUUUGAUACCGCUCAUGGCGGCAAGCCUCCACAAUCGCAUGAGGCUAUCAUCGACCUAAACACAAGAAAGAUCAAGCAGAUUGAGUCAAUCCGCGCUGAUGCCCAAGCAGCGUUCACAAGCGAAGAGCUCGAUGAUGUCCGAAUUAUCUGCCGAGACUCCCCCGUCUUUAAGGAGCGCAUCGCCAAGUUCAACCUCCCCCAAGGCUUCGAAGUCGUCGUUGAGCCGUGGCCAUAUGGUGGUCUCGACGCAGCUGAUGACCCCAACCGCCGACACAUGCAAGCCCUUAUCUAUGCUGCCGACAGCAAGAACCGCGAAUGCAACUUCUGGGGAUAUCCUCUCCCAAUCAUCCCCGUCAUCGACGCCGAGACCCGCGAAGUUCGCAUCCACGAGGUUGCUACUGGCGGAGGAAACGAUCCUCACACUUUCGCUGAAGGCGACUAUGCCAAAGCCAACAUUGAUCACAUGACGCCUUCGGAAUAUGUCCCAGAGCUUCUGCCUGGUGGUCUUCGAAGAGAUCUAAAGGAGCUUAACGUUGUUCAGCCUUCGGGACCCAGCUUCAAUGUUGAGGACUCAAAUGUGAUUAAUUGGCAAAAGUGGAGCAUGCGAGCAACUUUUAACCCUCGCGAGGGUGCGGUGCUACAUGAUGUCCGUUUCGACGGCCGGAGCGUUCUUUACAGACUGUCUAUCAGCGACAUGACAGUUCCUUAUGCGGACCCUCGACCUCCGUUUCAUCGAAAGCAGGCUUUUGACUUUGGCGAUGGAACACUUGGAGAUGCUUGUAAUAAUCUACAGCUCGGGUGCGAUUGUUUGGGUGUCAUCAAGUAUUUUGAUGGAGUCUUGGUCGAUCACAGUGGUACAGCUCGCACGACCAAGAAUGUCAUCUGCCUUCAUGAGCAAGACAACGGAAUUAACUGGAAGCAUACAAACUGGCGCACUGGCCGGGCUGUCGUGACUCGCAGGCGAGAGCUCGUGGUGCAGUUCAUCAUCACCCUAGCCAACUAUGAAUACAUCUUCAACUAUAUCUUCGACCAAGCAGGAGCCAUCACAGUCCAAGCCCGAGCCACUGGCAUCGUCUCCUCCGUCCUCAUAGAAGAGGGCAAGACCGCUCCAUGGGGCAACGUCGUAAGCCCCGGGAUCCUCGCCCAAAACCACCAACACAUUUUCUGCGUACGCAUCGACCCCGCCAUCGACGGCCAUAAGAACACCCUCGUCCAGACAGAAUCCCUCCCCAUGCGCAUCGACGCCCGCACCAACCCCAACGGCAACGCCUACCAGGUCGUCACCACCCCGAUAACAGCCUCAGCAGGUCUUGACGCAAACCCCUUCACAGAUCGCACGUUCAAGGUGCAGAAUAUGGAUAAGCUUAAUCCGAUUAGUGGGCAGCCUGUUGGUUAUAAGAUUCUGGCGCCGGUCACGAGGCCGUUGCUCGCAGAUCCGAAUUCUACGCAGGCCAAACGGGCGAGAUUUGCGCAGAGACAUCUGUGGGUUACUAAGCAUAGAGAUAAUGAAUUCUAUGCUGGUGGGCGAUAUACCCUGCAAUCGGUGUCAGAGGUUGAGGGCGUUGCGGAUGCUGCUGAUAGGAACGAUGAUGUUUUCCAGCAGGAUAUCGUGCUAUGGAGCGUGUUUGGACUUACUCACAACCCGAGAGUAGAGGACUGGCCAGUCAUGCCCGUAGAGAUUCUUGAUCUUCAUAUCAAGCCUGCCGAUUUCUUUACAGCAAACCCAGCUAUCGAUGUGCCCGGCAGGAAGAACUUUACUUCUCAGCUGACAAACGCCGAAAAGGCCGAAGAGAAGUCAUGCUGCGCUGAAGAUAAGCCUCACCUGUAG
Fusarium proliferatum ET1 is the source of this 2043-nucleotide messenger RNA. RefSeq lists its product as uncharacterized. Bases 1 to 2043 code for a protein of 680 amino acids. Gene Ontology annotation, biological process: amine metabolic process. The record is from RefSeq and is a predicted model, not a curated record. NCBI's taxonomy places the organism in Eukaryota, Fungi, Ascomycota, Sordariomycetes, Hypocreales, Nectriaceae. The transcript is spliced from 5 exons. Gene Ontology annotation, molecular function: quinone binding; primary methylamine oxidase activity; copper ion binding.